CACAGCUCUUGGAGUUCAGGGGCCUCUGUUGACCUCUGCCCAAACUCUGCCUCUCUAUUCAAGCCCCCUCUGGUACAUACAAGAACAGAGGGGGCUAGAGAGAAACUCCAGAAACAGAGGGCUCAGGAACUCAGCGUACUUCCCUAUCCCAACUUGGUCAACUUCCUUCUGUGGCUACAGCAACAAAAAGACAGCUAGUAAAACAGGAAGCGAGGCCUGCUACCUUGUGGACAUAGAUGCCAUUAGUUGUAAUGCCUAUGAUGUCUCAGGAGAUGGGAGAGCUCACCCAAAGCAGGUUGCAGAAGAUCUGGAUUCCACACCCCAGCGGCAGCAGCAGGCUACAACAGAGGAGGGGAUCUUCCAUACCCCAGUUUACCAAUUCCCCCACAAUUGUGAUCAUGGUUGGUUUGCCUGCUCGAGGAAAGACCUACAUUUCCACAAAGCUCACACGAUACCUCAACUGGAUAGGAACACCAACUAAAGUGUUUAAUUUAGGCCAAUAUCGGCGAGAGGCAGUGAGCUAUAAGAACUAUGAAUUCUUUCUCCCAGACAACAUGGAGGCCCUACUUAUCAGGAAGCAGUGUGCUCUAGCAGCACUGAAGGAUGUCCAUCACUAUCUCAGCCAUGAUGAAGGUCAUGUAGCGGUUUUUGAUGCCACCAACACUACUAGAGAAAGACGGUCAUUGAUUCUGCAGUUUGCUAAAGAACAUGGUUACAAGGUCUUUUUCAUUGAGUCCAUCUGUAAUGACCCUGGCAUCAUUGCAGAAAACAUCAAGCAAGUAAAACUUGGCAGUCCUGAUUACAUAGACUGUGACCGGGAAAAGGUUCUGGAAGACUUUUUAAAGAGAAUCCAGUGCUAUGAAGUCAACUACCAACCUUUGGAUGACGAAUUAGACAGCCAACUAUCCUACAUCAAGAUCUUUGACGUGGGCACACGCUACAUGGUGAACCGAGUUCAGGACCACAUUCAGAGUCGCACAGUCUACUAUCUCAUGAACAUCCAUGUCACACCCCGCUCCAUCUACCUAUGUCGACAUGGUGAGAGUGAACUCAACCUCAGAGGACGAAUUGGAGGUGACUCUGGCCUCUCAGCUCGGGGCAAGCAGUAUGCCUAUGCCCUCGCCAACUUCAUUCAAUCCCAAGGCAUCAGUUCCCUGAAAGUAUGGACAAGCCACAUGAAGAGAACUAUCCAGACAGCUGAGGCUCUGGGUGUCCCCUAUGAGCAAUGGAAGGCCCUGAAUGAGAUUGAUGCGGGGGUCUGUGAAGAGAUGACCUAUGAAGAAAUUCAGGAAAACUACCCUGAAGAAUUUGCACUACGGGAUCAAGAUAAAUAUCGCUAUCGCUAUCCCAAAGGAGAGUCUUAUGAGGAUCUAGUUCAGCGCCUGGAACCAGUUAUAAUGGAGCUAGAACGACAAGAAAAUGUACUGGUGAUCUGCCAUCAGGCUGUCAUGCGCUGUCUCUUGGCGUACUUCCUGGAUAAGAGCUCAGAUGAGCUCCCAUAUCUCAAGUGCCCUCUACAUACGGUGCUCAAACUCACGCCUGUUGCUUAUGGUUGCAACGUGGAGUCCAUCUACCUGAAUGUGGAGGCCGUAAACACACACCGGGAGAAGCCUGAGAAUGUGGACAUCACUCGAGAACCUGAGGAAGCCCUGGAUACUGUCCCUGCCCAUUACUGA
Molecule: messenger RNA, 1676 nt
Organism: Condylura cristata (star-nosed mole)
Lineage: Eukaryota; Metazoa; Chordata; Mammalia; Eulipotyphla; Talpidae
Gene: PFKFB1
Product: 6-phosphofructo-2-kinase/fructose-2,6-biphosphatase 1
Exons: 14
Coding region: 237-1676 (479 amino acids)
Biological process (GO): fructose 2,6-bisphosphate metabolic process; fructose metabolic process
Cellular component (GO): 6-phosphofructo-2-kinase/fructose-2,6-biphosphatase complex; cytosol
Molecular function (GO): 6-phosphofructo-2-kinase activity; ATP binding; fructose-2,6-bisphosphate 2-phosphatase activity
Source: RefSeq, a predicted model, not a curated record